Molecule: messenger RNA, 1749 nt
Organism: Postia placenta MAD-698-R-SB12
Lineage: Eukaryota; Fungi; Basidiomycota; Agaricomycetes; Polyporales; Adustoporiaceae
Exons: 6
Coding region: 1-1749 (582 amino acids)
Source: RefSeq, a predicted model, not a curated record
AUGCCUUUACAAAGCCCACCAUCACUGUCCUCACAGGACGAUUCUUCCCCAUCCUCGUCGUCGCAGGCAUUCUCCUCCGGACUGAACACUAGCCCGGCAUCGUCACGACCGUUGCUGCGCACUUCAACGUCCGACCCGGCCGCGGGCUUGACCAUUCCCUUCGAGCAGCUCACUCUGCAGGAGCAGAAGGACUUUUGGAGCCAUCACCCCCAGAUCGCACACGUCAAGGCGCACGCCCCACGCAAUCCGAGCGUUGGCAUUGAGCCGCAACAAAUAGAACCGGGAGAAUAUUACAACAUGGAGAUGUUUGACAACAGGAUGCGGGAGCACGAGGGUGGGAAGGGCAAGGGUAAGGACGCUGGCACGCAGCUGCAACAUGCAUGUGCAAGCCCGCUCCCGAGUAUAUGCGGGUCGGACGGAGCGGCAGUGCAGCUGCGCCAAGAAAAAUGGCGAGGGCGCGAUCACCUAGUUCGGUGCCUCCCGACGUCUCAUGUGGGGCCGGCCAUGGCCGAGGCCGGAGCGGACGGUACGGAGGCCGGGGGUGUGCAGAUUGGCAGGAGAUGGCCGGAGGUGCAGCGCCGGGAGGCCCCCGGAGGACCGGUCAACGUGAUGCCCGACGGCGACGGCGCCCACAGCGUCUUCGGCGCGUACGACUUUGAGCGCUCGCCCGGACCCGCAGGCGGCGAUCACGCGGGAUCCGCAGGCUCGUCCGCGUCAUCCAGCGAUAGCCUUCCCACCGCGUCAUCGCAGUCAUCACCUCCGACAGGCCCGACAUUAUCCCGCGUCGACACCCCGAUGGACACGGGUAGCAGCGCGGCCGCCAGCUCCUCCGCGGUCGCCUCGACGAGCACCGCUCACUACCACAUUGACGCCGGUCUCAUGGCAUCGACCUCGCAGCACCAGCUGGCGGGUACUAAAGUGCCGGCAUCACCCGUGCACCCUUUCUCCCGCCCGUACUCGUCACCGGACACCUACGGCUCGCGGCAGCCACCUGCACGAAUACAUUCACCAACGCCCGUGCGCGCCGCCCCAAUGCCUGACCGGAGUUCGACUGCCAGCCUGCCACUGCCCUUCCACACGCCUUUCCACACGCUCCCAUCUGUGGCCCCAUCGAAUGGCGCGAUCAUGGAGGACCGGGAUCCGGUUGGCCGCGCGUCGUUGCCGCAGCAGCAGGCGCCGUCGCUGUCAUAUUUUGCCGGUCCGUCGCGAUAUCGAUCGUCGGCGGCGGAGCAUGAUUCAGAUUGGCCUGACGACCGCUCCGUGUCGCCGCCGAUGGCCCGGAUUCUCGAGCGCGCGUAUCCCUCGAUGAUGUAUCCGCUACCGCACGCCGUACCGUCACCGGAGCUCGGGCCCUUGCCCCCUCCGGCGCCGCCAGUCGUGCUCACGCCACCCCCGCCGCCCCUCAGCGAGGAGACACGGGACCGGGCACCGCACGAGCCAUUCUUGGCUCACGACCCUGCACCUCACGAUAGCUACAUCGCCGUCGAGACAAACCCGAGGGAGUAUCGGCUGCUUGUGAGACUGCCAGGGUUCAGGAGAGACGCAAUAACGCUUUCAACCCGAAAAAGACGGAUAUUGCACGUUGUUGCAGAUUCAUGGGAACCGAACGGUGGUCAUUUCGAACGACGUAUAUCGUUCGGGUAUGACGCUGACUUGGCACAAGUGCGCGCGGAAUUCGACGGCGAAUUCCUCAGAGUGAUUGUGCCUCGUCGAGGCACGCCGGCUUCACUCUGGGGCAUCCGCGACUAG